AUGGACCGACUUAUUCAGGCAACUCGAUAUUUCGAUGCUCGCCAAAAGGAGAAGCACAAUAUAACUGUUCAGAAGCAGCGAAUCCAAGCAGGCAACCUCCAGGACACACAACUCAUACUACAGGCCUCGCUAGAAAUGAAGUGCACGCUACAGGAAGUCGGCCAGGGUCAACCAUCUUCAUCAACUCAGGCAGCAUCGUUACAAAAAGACAUCCCAAUCGUGUCUCCCAUGAAGACACAUCAGAUAUUAACAGAAAUCUAUCCUUGGACGCUAGAAGGGAGCAGACUGAGCACACCAUCCCCAGAAUUUGCUCAGUUAGUGCAACAGAUAACAACAGAGGUUCACAAUCCUUCGACGUUGCAGGAGGACAGCCCGGUUCAACAAAUAGAGACCAGUCCACCUCAGUUGCCACUAGAGGACUUGAUGGAUCAACUGUCUUCCUUACAAGAAACCGAUCCAACAUCACCAGAUAUCAAUCCGCCUCGAUCAUUGCUAGAGGAACUAUUUCAGAUCGAAAACCUGGAUCACUUAGUCAGUCAUAUAACUCAAAAAACCAACAGCAUGCCGACUACACCUCCACAGGAGUCGCACAAACUUCCAGUAGAGAUGAAUCUUCGUCUCCAACAAGAAAUCAGUCCUUCUCCUACCCUGUUAGGCAGUUCAUUUCUGCAUGCGAUGGAAAAGGAUCAUCUGCCUCCACAACCCAUCUGCCACAAAACUAUGUGUGUGGUGUGGACAUGUAAUUAUAUUUUUCAAUACAAUACAUCUGGUAGUAACAAACAGCAUGUGACCACAAAGAAUACUGCAAAGCUUGAUCGUGAGACUGAAGAACUGAAACACGAAACCAUUCCAUUGGACGUUGGCAAGUUGAUUCAGCAAGGGCGUCAAGCUAAAGGACUCAGACAGAAGGAUCUUGCUACAAAAAUCAAUGAGAAACCACAGGUGAUUACUGAUGAACGGAUUGCGACCAAGAGGGUCAGCGUGUCGCGCGCGCCAGAAGGGCUACAUAUUUUAACUUUAAUUAAGAUUCCCUAUUUCCAAUACGUUUCUGUCUAUAGGGGUUCAGUGAAUACAGUGUCUCGCAACUUAAUCGUGGUAUUAUUGUCUCAGCCGUUACCUUACCCUUGA
Acanthoscelides obtectus is the source of this 1128-nucleotide messenger RNA. Lineage: Eukaryota; Metazoa; Arthropoda; Insecta; Coleoptera; Chrysomelidae. The record is from the annotation of a GenBank genome assembly.